This is a messenger RNA of Anolis sagrei ordinatus, 527 nucleotides long. RefSeq names its product cytochrome c iso-1/iso-2. NCBI's taxonomy places the organism in Eukaryota, Metazoa, Chordata, Lepidosauria, Squamata, Anolidae. Gene Ontology annotation, cellular component: mitochondrial intermembrane space. Gene Ontology annotation, biological process: mitochondrial electron transport, ubiquinol to cytochrome c; mitochondrial electron transport, cytochrome c to oxygen. The record is from RefSeq and is a predicted model, not a curated record. Gene Ontology annotation, molecular function: electron transfer activity; heme binding.
GGUUUGUGUGGCUUGGGGAAGAGGAGCAGGCAGCCUAGGAAAGGGCCUAGUUCUAAGCUGGACUUAAGGUGAUCAUGGGUGAUGUUGAGAAAGGUAAAAAGAUCUUUGUUCAAAAGUGUUCGCAGUGUCACACGGUGGAAAAAGGUGGAAAGCACAAGGUGGGGCCAAAUCUUUGGGGACUCUUUGGCCGUAAAACAGGACAGUCUGCCGGAUUUUCUUAUUCAGAUGCAAACAAGAAUAAAGGUAUUGUCUGGAGUGAAACUACAUUAAUGGAAUAUUUGGAGGACCCAAAGAAAUACAUUCCUGGAACAAAAAUGGUUUUUGCUGGCAUUAAAAAGAAGAACGAGAGAGCAGAUCUCAUUGCAUAUUUGAAAAAAGCAUGCUCUUCAUGAAAAAUUUGCAGUUUCUGCGAUUUCAGAAGGAUUCCCUGAUGGUGUUAUACUUGCAGUACUAUUGAUGUUCCAUUAUUGUCCCAGUGUUUGUUCAUAAGACAUUGCCUGAAAGAAAAAUAAAACAUUGCCCUUUAC